Messenger RNA from Mustela lutreola (European mink), 4086 nucleotides. It is a transcript of the gene PCARE, whose product is annotated as photoreceptor cilium actin regulator. The coding region runs from base 1 to 3900 and encodes 1299 amino acids. The record is from RefSeq and is a predicted model, not a curated record. NCBI's taxonomy places the organism in Eukaryota, Metazoa, Chordata, Mammalia, Carnivora, Mustelidae. The transcript is spliced from 2 exons. Gene Ontology annotation, biological process: protein localization to photoreceptor outer segment; photoreceptor cell outer segment organization. Gene Ontology annotation, cellular component: photoreceptor outer segment; photoreceptor inner segment.
AUGGGGUGCACACCUUCUCACAGUGACAUUGUUAAUAGCGUUGCUAAGAGUGGCAUCCAGUUUUUUAAAAAGCCCAAAGCAAUUCUUCCAGGAUGUCAGGGGGCCAGUGAAAGAUGCUCUAUCCCUUUGCUGGUUCCAAGCUGCACCUGCUAUGAUUCUGGGGGAGACCCAUCCCAGGGACAGAGGCUGGCAGAGGAACAGCCAAGAGUCGGGUGGACCCAAAGCCCAGUGGAAGGUCUCUAUCGGCGCACAAGAGAUCUCACUGCAGGCCAAGGGAAAGCUAUGGAGGGAAUGCCCCUAGAAAGUGAAACCUCGCCGCCCCAGCUGGACAAGUCACAAAGCCACAGGGCUAAGGACCUUCCAUCCAAGACGCAGAGCUCCCACAGGUCACAAGGGGCAGGCUUUUCCAGGGAAGAGAGUGAAGAAAGGAACACCCAGCAAAGGAAGCUGAGAUGCCACACAUGUGACCAACAGGACCAUUGCUGCCAAACCAUCCUUCCUGCUCAUGAGCCUGAAAGCAAGGUGGAUUUCCCUGAGCCCCUGGUGAAGGCCCACCAGCACGCCUACACCUACCUCCACUCCUGCCUCUCCAAGUACGAAGCAAUCCUGUGCCUCAUCCAUCAGGCCACCCAGACCCAAGAGCUGUUGCAGCCUAUGGUCACCUUCCUGCUGCUGUGCUUUGAUGAGGUCAACCAGCUCUUGGGCGAGAUCUCCAAGGAUGGAGAAAUGCUCCUCCAGGAAGUCCGGGAGGAUCUGGCUUGGCCGUUGAGAAAAGGAGAGUCCCAGGAGCGGCCAGACCUCCUGCAGCAGCUUCUGCAGUACACAGUCAGCAAGCUGCUGGGGCUCAGUGGCACGGUGGCCUCCAUCACCAGCAGCUACCUGGAGGGCUCCAGCAGUUACCACCAUGCCACUGCGAGCCUCUUGGGAAAGAAGCUGAGCACAAAGAGGGCUGCAGAUGAAUGCCUCCUAAGGGCUCUGGGGCAGCUGGAGAGCUUGGCAAGUGGCCACGGGGACCCUGGGAUGCAAGGUGGACCCCUGUGCUCUGAGGACAGCGGCAUCGGUGGGGACAAUGAGUCUGUGCAGCUGGGGGACAGGCUGGGCAAGCAAGCCAGCUGGGACUCGGGGUCAGAGCCCGCAGUGCAUUCAGCCACGGGGGAAGCCAGGCUGUCGGGAAAGACCUGGCAACAAAGUCCUUCCCGGAUGGGUGCAGACAGACCCCAGGACUGCCCCCUCUCCAGGCCUCCAACUGCAAAGGUGCAGCCCACGGCACAGUGGGGAGCAGGUAGCCCACGCCCCUCAAGCCCAGGCCCAAAAACGAUGACCGCCAGGCCUCUGGGGAUGGGCGAAAGUACCCUGUGUGAGUCCCCUGGGAUCGGGGUCUCCAUGGAAGCAGAUCUUUCUAAAAGUUCCAGGUUAAUAGACACUCCUUCCUUCAGUGAAGGGGAGGACAGUAGCCCAGAGGGGGAGGAAGACCAGCUGAGCGGUAUGAGUCCAUGUCCAUGGCAGGAAAAGUCUUCCCCUCCAAGGCCACGCUCUUCACCUGGUGGCCCAGAGAGCCCAUUUCAGCCACACCCCAGGAGGCUCGAUAGCCCCGAAGCUCAGGAAAUGAUUCUGAAGAUGAAGGAGGCAAUCAGUGAAAGGAUCAAGUUUGUCCCUGUGCCUUCUGGGACCCAGGACUGGGCCGAUGAGGAGGAGCGGAGGACAGCGGUCUCCCCAAGACCCAACACAGCCAGCGGCAGCAGCAGGGCCGCUGUGAGGCAGAGGAGGUCCCAGUCAGAGGGGUGUCUGCAGAGCCACAUGGAGGACCCCACCUUCCAGGAGCUGCGGAGGGUCCAGAGAGACCUGAGCCGGAGGCUGGAGGCAUUUUACGCCCUGGGUGCACGGCAGCAGGGACGGAGCCCGGAGCGGGUGCGGCAGCCCCAAGCUGCGGCUCUGAGGCCUGACACCUGCAGGGGCUCCCAGAACAACACCAUCAGCAAGCUGAAGGCCUCCCUCACCAAGAACUUCGUCAUUUUGCCAAGUCAGGACAAGAGCAUCUUGCAGAAAUGUGGUCCCCGUCCCGAGGGUGAAGAGCCCCGGCCAGGGGAGGGGGAGGGGCUGCCAAUCACCAUCCCGUCGGGUGAGAAGACCAGUGAGCCUCCAGGGGCCGAGGACUGGAAUGUCAGGGGCCGUCCCAGCAGAACAUCCGUCAAGAAACUCAUUGAAACCUUCAGUCCCACCAAGAGUCUGAGGACCCUAGAGGACUCUAAGGACGCUGGGCCAAGCCCCUGCCUCAGGAAGUGGGGGAUCCCCAUCAUGCCUCCCAGAUUUCCCAUUUACAGGGGGCUUGCCCCUUUGUAUCCCAAGCCCCGAAUUUCUCCAGCAGCAAGUAGAGAAUCUCUCCAAGAGGGCCCAGGCUGGAGGCCUUUAUCGCCUAUCUUCCCCCGUCUGCUGACAUCAGGAGCGCCCAAGAAGGAGGACCUCAGUGUCAACAGUGAACCAGAAGAUGACCCAGAGCAUCUCCCUCCACCGCCUCCGGAAAUCCUGAUGGACAAGUCGUUCACCUCUCUGGAGCCCCCGGAGAGCAGCACGCCAGCAGAGAGCUCUCCCAAGGGGACCCAUGUGCCAGGGCUGGGAGGGGCCGACCCUGCCCGGAGAACGUGGGCUUCCCCGAAGCUAAGAGCCUCCAUGAGCCCCACUGACCUACUACCCAGCAAGAGCGCGACUGCCCCCACCAGGCCCCACAGCACAGGACUAGGGGGCAGCAAGAGCGGCUACGGUACCAGAAAACUCACCAUGGACCUGAGCCGCCCGUCAGUAACCAGCAGAUACCAAGAGGUGGAGGGCAGAGGGGCUCCAAGUCAGGCUCCCACAGACAGGGUCACCAGCCUGUCCAAGCAUCCCCAGAAGGCCAUCCCCUGGCACCACUCCAGCCACACAUCUGGGCAGAACAGGACCUUGGAACCCAGCCUGGCCAGGCCAACACGAGGGUCGCAUUCUCCUGAAGCCCCCAGGCAGAGUCAGGAGAGAAGCCCCCUGCUGGUCAGGAAGGCCUCUUCCACGAGGGGAUACUGGACACCCCGAGCGGACAGGAGGCAUCCCUCCUCUCACAGACCUGCCCAGCCAAGUGCUCCCCCCGUGCAUGGCUCCCCCAGCCCACCGGUCAGCCCUCCGAUAAGCCCCACGGUGCUCAGCCCCGCAACGAUGAAGGAAGGAGCAUCCCCCCCACCCCGGCACAGGCCUCCCAACACUCCCCCGGUGAGCCCACCCACACAGCACACCUCCAGCCCCGCUACCCAGCACACAGAAGCGAGCUCCUCUUCCUCUGCCACCUCCCCCUCCCCACCACCAGUAUCCCCAGCUCUGGGGCACAAGCAAACAAGAGACUCCGAGGACAGUCAGGCAGCCACGGCCAAAGCGUCUGGGAACACACGUUCCAUAUUCUGUCCAGCCACCUCCUCUCUGUUUGAGGCGGCCCUGCCACCUUCGACAGCCCGCCCACUUGCCGCAGCAUCGCUGCCCCCUGAAGCUGGCGGCCCUCGCGGGACCCCCGCAGGGGGCUGGAAGAGCUCAGGGCCACGGCAGAGGGCAGGCUCACAGCGGGGCAUGGCUCUGUGUGCCCUCAACCCUCAGCCUUUCAUCAGAAGGACAGCUUCUGACCGCCGGCCAAGUGUCCGCCUUCGGCUGCCUGUCCCCGGCGCCCCCAGCGACGCUUGUCAACCAGCGCUCUGCAGGAGCAGCAGCAGUGAGGAGAGCCCCAAGAAGGACACAGAGCCAUGGAACAGCCCCUGUGCCCCAGAACUGAGGGGUGGUGGCAGGGGCGCGUCUCCCCCAGAGCUCUUCGUGUUGGGCCAAGGGCUGCAACGGGAAGCCCGAGUCAGCCACACCCAGGACAAGCCUCAACAGAGGGAAGUAGCCUGACUGGCUAACCAGCAGGGUCACACGGAUGCCAGCCACCCCACAAGGCGAUGGGUGACAGCCAAGCAUCAGACUGUCCCAGGGAGGGUGGCCAACCAAACUCCUACUGAAGCGUCCUAGAAAGAUCUGGAAGGUGCACUGCCCAGAGAGUCUGCUGAGUUCUAAACCUUUGCCAUUUUCGGUCCCAGA